This is a messenger RNA of Daldinia decipiens, 791 nucleotides long. RefSeq lists its product as uncharacterized. The transcript has a single exon. The record is from RefSeq and is a predicted model, not a curated record. The coding region runs from base 124 to 579 and encodes 151 amino acids. Lineage: Eukaryota; Fungi; Ascomycota; Sordariomycetes; Xylariales; Hypoxylaceae.
AAGUCACCACUACUAUCCAGUCCCUUCGAGGGAAUAUCGAAUAUCGAUCAUACCAGUCGAGCCCAACAAACCAAGGAUAGGGUGAUUGACUGUCUUAAUCUUCUCCAAGCUCAAGUUCAUACUAUGCAUACCAACCAGGAUGGAUUUGGGGCCGGAAUUAAAGAUCUCAAAUACAAACUCGCAGGAAUCAGGAGCAAUCAACAUGACCUUCGAGAUGUCCUUCGUAUGAUGCAUGCAGAUGCUCAGACACUACAUGAGCCCAUUGGCAUUUCUGGAUUCUCCCAGUUUAAGAGGCUUCCUGUAGAAAUUCGAGCCAUGAUAUGGGACUUGGCCAUUCCUAGCCGAAUACUUGGCCUUACUGGCGAAAUUUCGCAUAAUAUCGCCGGUAAUUCCUGCUGGUAUCUUUUCGAACAAGGAUUAUCUCCUCCCUCGGUUGCUCAUGUCUGUAAGGAGGCUCGAUCAAUCGCUUGCCGUAGCGGUAGACUUGUGAGCAUUAGGAACCCUAGGGAGUAUCCGUAUGUAGAUUCGAGGGAUACAUUAUAUACAUACAAUACCCAGACCCGCAUGGUCCUGGUAUGAUCCUAGCCGGGAUUCUCUCCGACUGCACACCAAAACUCUAGUAUGUUCACCGAAUGCCACUAUAUUGGAAAUUACGGAGUGUACCCAGUUUGUCAUAAGUGGUGAUGAUUCAGAUCAUACACACUGUUAUCAGCUCCUGUCUUACCUUAGGUUUAGGUUUGUGGCACGCCGGUAGAAAUCGAUUCGAGCAGCAUCGCAGGGCUAUACUCACU